Fusarium mangiferae is the source of this 738-nucleotide messenger RNA. RefSeq lists its product as uncharacterized. The coding region runs from base 1 to 738 and encodes 245 amino acids. The record is from RefSeq and is a predicted model, not a curated record. The transcript has a single exon. NCBI's taxonomy places the organism in Eukaryota, Fungi, Ascomycota, Sordariomycetes, Hypocreales, Nectriaceae.
AUGGAGGACAAUAACUCUUAUCGGGCGGUCAAUGCUGAAUACAGCCUCACACGCCAAGAUUUCUCUCACGAAAUCUCAACGGGAAACUCACAGUGGCGCUCUUCUCAGGUAGACCGUGUCUUAUCAUCUUUCGAGGAAGCCAAGAAGGUCAUGUCGGAACUAGCUAUUCAUGAGAUCCAUAAGUAUCUCAAGUCAGGUAGAUGGAUCCACGAUGCCCUCACUGUCAGUAGACACCCUGCAUACAAAGCCAUAAAAGGAUAUUCAGGUGGCAACAGUAGAGGGUUCUCUCUAUUCUACUAUCCUUAUUUCUUUGUCCUACAGGCAACCUUUGAACCAUCUGAGACUCUCGGAAACCUCUGCGAGGACAUCGGUCGUCACUGGGGUCUUCGAGUUAACGCCUAUGAACCUUUUUACCCGCGUCCACAAGACCCCGAGAGAGAGAUAAACCUCAUUUUUGGAAAAGAUCCACUUCCUCGGAGACAAGUCGAGCGCUCUUCACAGAGUACCUACUCUCCUGCGGUCUUCACCCUGAACCGACAUGGUAACUUCGACGUGGAAGAUCCAAAGGACAGCAUUCAAGAGGCUAACGACACCAUUCGUACCUCCCAGUCAGUACCUGCCAGUGCCUCCGAUACCCUGCGAAACUACGACGAAGAAUUAGCCAGUUUCCGAAGCGAAGUUGAGCAACGCUUUGCCGAGUUCCAAACUCAAAUCCAGCAAGACGCCGCUGGACCUUAG